This is a messenger RNA of Harpia harpyja (harpy eagle), 5155 nucleotides long. RefSeq names its product ATP binding cassette subfamily B member 10 (gene ABCB10). The record is from RefSeq and is a predicted model, not a curated record. Gene Ontology annotation, biological process: transmembrane transport. Gene Ontology annotation, cellular component: membrane. NCBI's taxonomy places the organism in Eukaryota, Metazoa, Chordata, Aves, Accipitriformes, Accipitridae. Gene Ontology annotation, molecular function: ATP hydrolysis activity; ATP binding; ABC-type oligopeptide transporter activity.
CGCCGCACCGGCCGCAUGGCGGGCUACCCGCCGCGCCUGCCCUGGCUGCUGCCGCUGCUGCGGCGGGCGGCGCCGCCCCCGCCCUGGGCUCGGGCCGCCGGCGGGACCGCCGGCCUCCGCGCCCCGCCGCGCCCGGCCAGCAGGUGCGGGACGUCCCCCCCCCCUCCCGCCGCCGCCGCUGCUGCUCUGCCGCCGCCGCCGCCGGGCGCGCCGUCAGGCCGCCGCCGCCUCCUCCUCCUCCCGCCCGCGGCGUCGGGCAGCGCCCCGCGCUCGCUGAGCGCCUCCGGGGGCGCGGAAGGGCCGCCGCCGCGGGGGGCUGCGGGCGGCCCGCCGCGCUUCGAGGCUGGGAGGCUGCUGGCCCUGGCCCACCCCGAGCGCUGGAGACUGACAGCUGCUGUUGGCUUUCUGACAGUUUCCAGUGUCAUUACUAUGUCAGCCCCUUUCUUUCUGGGGAAAGUUAUUGACAUUAUUUAUACAAAUCCCAGUGAAGACUUCACUGACAGCCUGACCAGCCUGUGUGCCUUGCUGAGUGGAAUCUUUCUAUGUGGUGCUGCUGCUAAUGCUACUCGUGUCUACCUCAUGCAGACUGCAGGACAAAGAAUUGUGAAGCGUUUGAGAACAACCAUGUUCUCCUCUAUUCUGAAGCAAGAAACCGCUUUCUUUGACAAGACCAGAACAGGAGAGCUGAUAAACCGCUUAUCUUCGGAUACAGCCCUCUUGGGCCGUUCAGUGACUGAAAACCUUUCAGAUGGGCUCCGGGCAGGAGCACAGGCAUCUGUGGGGGUUGGAAUGAUGUUUUUUGUGUCUCCUAGCCUUGCUGCAUUUGUUCUGAGCGUUGUGCCACCCUUGGCUGUCCUGGCUGUGAUUUAUGGAAGAUACUUGCGAAAACUAACUAAAAUGACCCAAGAUUCUCUCGCAGAAGCAACACAGUUAGCUGAAGAGCGUAUUGGAAACAUAAGAACAGUUCGAGCUUUUGGACAAGAAGUGGCUGAAGUGGGAAAGUAUACAAAUAAAGUUGAUUAUGUACUACAACUGGCUAAAAAAGAGGCACUAGCUCGGGCAGGCUUCUUUGGAGCAACUGGCCUUUCUGGAAACUUAAUUGUCCUCUCAGUCUUAUACAAAGGAGGAUUACUAAUGGGCAGUGCCUACAUGACAGUUGGUGAACUCUCAUCUUUCCUAAUGUAUGCUUUCUGGGUUGGAAUAAGCGUUGGAGGUCUAAGUUCCUUUUACUCUGAGCUAAUGAAAGGACUAGGUGCUGGUGGACGUCUUUGGGAACUUAUUGAAAGGAAGCCCCAACUUCCGUUUAAUGAGGGAAUCACACUAGGCAAAGACACGUUCAAAGGUGCUUUGGAAUUCAAGGACGUUGAGUUUGCAUAUCCAACACGUCCAGAAACAUCCAUUUUCAAAGAUUUUAGCCUUUCCAUUCCAGCUGGCUCUGUUAUGGCUCUGGUUGGCCCAAGUGGUACAGGGAAAUCAACUAUCAUAUCCCUUCUGCUGAGGCUGUAUGAUCCUAUCUCAGGUACUAUCACUGUUGAUGGCUUUGAUAUCCGUCAGUUAAAUCCACUGUGGUUCAGGACAAAGAUUGGAACAGUGAGUCAGGAACCAAUUCUGUUCUCCUGUUCUAUUGCUGAAAAUAUUGCCUAUGGUGCAGAGGAUCCUUCUACUGUGACUGCAGAGGAGAUUCAGAAAGUUGCUGAAAUAGCUAAUGCUGCUAGUUUUAUCAGAGAUUUUCCAAAAGGGUUUGACACUCUAGUUGGAGAAAAAGGCAUUUUGCUUUCAGGUGGACAGAAGCAACGAAUUGCAAUUGCUCGAGCUCUGCUCAAGAAUCCUAAAAUUCUUCUGUUAGAUGAAGCAACGAGUGCUUUGGAUGCUGAAAAUGAAUAUCUAGUGCAAGAAGCUCUGGACCGGCUGAUGGAAGGGAGGACAGUCCUAAUUAUUGCUCAUCGUCUGUCUACUAUUCAGAAUGCUGAUUUUGUUGCAGUCCUUGGCCAGGGUAAAAUUCUUGAAUGUGGAAAACAUGAGGAACUACUUGCAAAUCCAAAUGGACUUUUCAGGAAACUAAUGCAGAAACAAGCUUUUCUUCAGAAUAAUGAUACUUUUGCAUUAGAUUUACAAUCCAGAGAAAAGCAUGUAUUAAAAGAAAAUGUAUGAGAAUGUAUGAAUAACAGAAGCUUACAAACUACAAAGAAUAUAACUUAUGUUUCAGUUAUGUAAAGUAAAUGUUAUAUUUUUCCAAAAUGUACAAAAUAUUCUUUUGAAACUUAAAUGUGUUUAAACUUUUUAUUGAAAGCUUUUUAAUAAUUAUUGCAACUUUUUAAAAUGUCUAUCACAUUGAGAUAAUUUCAGUGUAUAGAUUUUUCUCCUUUGUGUUAUGUUAAUUGAGACAAUUUAGAAUCUUGUUUGCUGAAAUGCACUGUAUGAUGGUGUGCUGCAUUCUCAAGUAAGUUCAGUAUUUUAAGGGUAAUUAAAUGACAAUCUUACCAUUUUCAUAUCAUUGUCUCUUCCCUUUUCAAGGAACUUUUGCUUUCUGUGCUUGUCAGUAGUCUUAAAAUGCUGGAAUUCAAAAAUGCGUGACACUAACAUACUCUGAAAGUUCUGACUUCCACUGCACUAUCCUUUCAGUUACCAUUUGUUCUGAAAUCUGAAAGUUGAUUAUGAUCACCAUCUACAGUUACUGUAGAGAAUUACAUAUGAGAACACAUUUUAGCAAGUAUGGAAGCAUGAGCUGGAGGAAAGUUCUUUAAACAAACAACAAAAAACCCCAACCAAACAAAAAACCUAACUGACUUUACAUAAGGACAAAGGAAGUGUAUUAGUAUACUAAGUCAGCAUAGGAAAAUCUAAAAUUUGCAUGCAUUUUCUUCCCUUCCCUAUUUUCCCAGUCCUUUAGGUUCACUUCCUUUCUAAGAUGACAUUCAAAAGAAUGCGCUCUUACAUAUGUAAGUUUUUGUCCUUUUUUAAGGCUUAUGUAAGUUUUUUAUUGUUGCUUAAAAUUUCAUUCAUAGAAAUCCCGAGUUUGGCCUAACUGCCUUGUUAGGGACAACCAGGAAACUACCUUCUCAAGGACAACUAGUAAAAAUAAGAGCUUUACAUUAAUUUGAUUAACUGCAGGAGGGUACAUUUGGCAGUAAAGAGUAGGCUUCAUGUUUCUAAUUAAAGAAUCUUUUCCAACAGAAUCUCUCUAAAGUUCUGAAGGUGCAAAACCCCACAAGGUAAUUUAAAAAAGCUAGAAACUUUCCAGGUCACAUUAAAAAUCAUCUAUGCUAGGAAAACUUGUUGCUGGAAAACUUUAUUGGCAAUAGGUGAGAUACCUAGUGCUGGGCAAGCUUAAGAUGUUUAUCUAAUGUGCCAUUAAUAGCAUUUUGUGGAACAUAGUGAAAACGCUAAAGAGAUGCCUGUGCUAGGGAAUGAAAAGAAAAUUACAUCCAGAUGUAAUUUUAUCUUCUGAUAUAGUUUUACUAGAAGCAGAUAUUGUACUAAAGAUAUGCCAAAAAUACCACUGACUCAGUGUUUAAUUUCAGUGUUGACUACCAAUUAUUCUCUUUAUAAUGUAUUUAGAAGGGCUUGAACUUUAAUCUUUACUCAUGUAAUUGCUCCUUAUGUGAGAUGCAAUGAGCCCCUUUAUUUAUGUGUUUACACAGGUUACAGGAAUUACUUGCAGCCAAACUGAAUUAAUGUUUUAUGUCUUUUGUUCAUCAGUUGUUCUGGCAGGGUUGCAGUCUACAGAAAAGUGUGAAAAGCUACAGAAAAGCUCUAGUCCACUGAAAGGUGAAUGUCUGUCAUAACAGGUAUAUUGGAUAACAGACUUUAUUCAGGUUAGAACUACUCCAAAUACUCCUUAGAAGAAACCACAGACCUGAACGAGUUGAGAAAACAGAGUUUCUUAGUAAUCUGCAAGUAGAAAGCUUUGCUGGACAACUACAGAUUUGUGGUUUACACACCUGCGAUGUACGUGAUGCGUGCAUGUGGCAUGCUGUAUACUUCCACAGCAGUGCUAGUCAACACUGGGUAUGGUUGCAUUUUUUAACUGUAGGAGCCCUAGUAGAUUAAUGAGGAAAAAGCUGUGAGAAAGAGAAAAAUUAAACUAUUGCAUUCUUUUUGUUACAAGAGUUGAAGACCUUCCUGGCUAAGGUGGAAACUGUUGGUGUAUCAUUAACAAUCCUGAUAGGCAUCUUUUGCUAAGGACCACUAUUUCAUGCUGCAGCCUUGCGUACCAUGGUCCAUAGGACAAAAAUGGGCUAUGCAACGUAGAAAAGACUUAACGUGAGAAUAUCUGACUGUGCAUCAGAAAGAAGUAUAAACCAAACUUUCUUGGAGUCACUGACUCCUAUUUUCCAUCAUUGCUCUCUUCAGUUUUUAGUAAUACUGCAUAUCUGCUAUUUGUUUUGUUUAAGCUACUGUCAGUACAAAGAGGUUCAGUUCCAUGAGGGAUGGUAUUAACAGCUCAAAACACAGUUGUGCUACUCCUAGUGUAUUCCAGAGGCCAAAAGGUACUCGGAAAUUCUUUUGAUUGCAGGUAAAUACAAUUUGAAUCAAAUUAAACUUAUCCAACAUUUCCUGAAGGAAAGGACAGAGCUUAUUCAGAAUUGUUAGAGGUUUCAAAGUGUCCAUGUAGCCCUGGUGCAGCAUAUUAUAUAAGACCAUGUCUCUUUUAUGCCACACACACUAGUGUUCAACUUUGGCCUAAACAUAUCUUCUCUGUGUAGAAAAGUAGUAAAGAUGAUUUCCCAGACAUUCAAAAAUAAAUGUAAUUAACGUUACAUGCACACAUGUAUAUCAAAUAUGUAAUAUAAAAAUUUUUCAGUUUCUAUCACUAGUUGCCAUAUUUUAAUUGAUACCUAUGGGCAUCAUUUUGAAGUCUUUUAGUAAUACUGCCUUUCUUGCCUUGGAGGCCAGAACUAUUUCCUUCCUUAACUUCUGCUACUCAGUCAUGACUUCUGGGGUUUAAAUACUGUAUCUAAUGGCUUUCAAAACUACCUUGCUAAAUUGAAUGUAUUAGUUAGGGUUGAGUAUUUGGAGACCAAAUGACAGGUCAGCUCUCAAUGUAUGCUUAAUCCCUUUACUGUGUUCCUAAUUAGUUUUCUAAUUCUUGACAGCAUGAAUGUUUUCCUGAGAGAAAUAACAUACUGAAAAUAAAGUGUCUUAAAUAACUUUA